This is a messenger RNA of Equus quagga, 1834 nucleotides long. RefSeq names its product progestin and adipoQ receptor family member 6 (gene PAQR6). Gene Ontology annotation, molecular function: signaling receptor activity. Gene Ontology annotation, cellular component: membrane. Lineage: Eukaryota; Metazoa; Chordata; Mammalia; Perissodactyla; Equidae. The record is from RefSeq and is a predicted model, not a curated record.
UGACACCCGUUCUGGGGAACUAGACGUAAAGCGCCUGCUCCAGCCCCCUCCCCUGUUUCCAUGGCUACAGUGCACACUACUCCAGAGACCUCUAAACCUACUGCUAAGGGAAGGGACAGCUUCCUCUCCCUACCCCUCCCCCAGGUAGCUGGGCAGCACUCAGGUGAGACCACCCAAUCCUGUGCCUGGGAGGGGGCAGGGGAUACCCUGGGAGGCCUCAUCGGUGUUAAUGUUCAGCCAGGGUGCUGGCGUGAGGGACCAGGUGUGCUUUGUGCCCGGCAAGGACCCCAGCAUCCAGCUCAGGGGCUCCCAAACUGUUGACUAACAGGAGCAGAGGCUUGGGGACUGACUGGUGGUGUGAGCCUAGAGUGUAGAGCACAAACACAACAGACGGGAGAAGCUGGCAGCAGGAAAAGGGGUGGGGCCAGGCUGUAGAGUUGCUGGAAAGUUUUGGCCAGGGGAGGUUGGGGGAGUGUCCUAUUCUCCCUCCUCCUGGGGUGGUUCCACUCGCCUAGCUGGCCCAGCCCCUCCACUUGUGCCAAGGAAUGUGCCUGGGAGAGGCAGCCUGAGAGGCGGGCGGGCAGCAGAGCCGUGGCCACCCGGAGGCAGCGCACAGGUCACCGUGGAGGUGUCGGGCCACCAUGCUCAGUCUCAAGCUGCCCCAACUCCUUCGAAUCCACCAGGUCCCCCAGGUGUUCUGGGAAGACGGCAUCAUGUCUGGCUACCGACGCCCCUCCAGCUCGGCCUUGGACUGUGUCCUCAGCUCCUUCCAGAUGACCAACGAGACGGUCAACAUCUGGACUCACUUCCUGCCUACCUGGUACUUCCUGUGGCGCCUUCUGGAGCUCGCGGGGGGCCCGGGCUUCCGAGCGGAGCCAUACCACUGGCCGCUGCUGGUCUUCCUGCUGCCCGCCUGCCUCUACCCCUUCGCGUCGUGCUGCGCGCACACCUUCAGCUCCAUGUCGCCCCGCGCGCGUCACAUCUGCUACUUCCUGGACUACGGCGCACUCAGCCUCUACAGCUUGGGCUGCGCCUUCCCCUAUGCCGCUUACUCCAUGCCGGCCUCCUGGCUGCACGGCCGCCUGCACCAGCUAUUUGUGCCCGCCGCCGCACUCAAUUCCUUCCUGUGCACCAGCCUCUCCUGCUACUCCCGGUUCCCCGAGCUAGAAAGCCCUGGGCUCAGUAAAAUCCUCCGCACAGCUGCCUUCACCUAUCCCUUCCUGUUUGACAACCUCCCGCUCUUCUAUCGGCUGGGCCUGUGCUGGGGCAGGGGCCACAGCUGCGGGCAGGAGGCGCUGAGCACCAGCCAUGGCUACCAUCUCUUCUGCGCGCUGCUUACUGGCUUCCUGUUUGCCUCCCACCUGCCUGAGCGGCUGGCACCAGGACGCUUUGACUACAUCGGCCACAGCCACCAGCUAUUCCACAUCUGUGCAGUGCUGGGCACCCACUUCCAGCUGGAGGCAGUACUGGCUGAUAUGGGAUCUCGCCGAGCCUGGCUGGCCACUCAGGAACCCCCCCUGGGCCUGGUGGGCACAGUGGCCACGCUGGGCUUGGCAGUGGUCGGGAACCUGCUCAUCAUUGCCGCCUUCACAGCCUCCCUAUUUUGGGGCCCCAGUACUGGUGGCCCAUUGGAGGGAGAUACAAAGGCCAGACAACAGUGAGGCCCCAUUUCUGAGCUUGCCCUGGAGGAAGGCAAAGGCUGCCCUGGUGCUGGAGAGGAGCCCAGAACCAGGCCUGAUAAGGUGGGGGCACAUCUGAGCCUGGAACGAAGAGUGGCUGAGGAGAGAGUGCAGAGGAGAGAAGGCACAGGAGAGGGGAGAGGGGCUGGGGGAGU